Messenger RNA from Scheffersomyces amazonensis, 2825 nucleotides. It is a transcript of the gene GCS1, whose product is annotated as glutamate--cysteine ligase. Lineage: Eukaryota; Fungi; Ascomycota; Pichiomycetes; Serinales; Debaryomycetaceae. Gene Ontology annotation, biological process: glutathione biosynthetic process. Gene Ontology annotation, molecular function: glutamate-cysteine ligase activity. The record is from RefSeq and is a predicted model, not a curated record. The transcript has a single exon. Bases 215 to 2566 code for a protein of 783 amino acids.
ACAUAUAUUAUUAAUAAGAAUAUAAUAAUCAGUACUUAUAAGGAAAAUUUUUUUAUACAACCCUAUCUUAACUUUAAUAUUGGUACUUAGUUCCAUACCCUGUUUCUUCCUUAGUUGGAUAUAAGGUGGUAACGUUCAUUCAUUCACUAUUUUCAUCCAUUCAAUAAUAAUUUUUUUUUUCAGUUCAUCUUUAUUUUAGCAUCACCCUGUACCGAUGGGUUUAUUAUCUUUGGGAACUCCCUUAGAUUGGCAUGAUUCAAAGAAAUAUAAUGAACAUGUUCGUGAUAAUGGUAUAACUCAACUCAUUAAUAUCUUUAAACAACACGCUCAAUCAAGAAAUAAUGAUAAAUAUCUUUGGGGUGAUGAAGUUGAAUAUAUGUUGGUAACAAUCGAUGAUAAAAAUCAAUGGGCUCGUUUAACUAUAGAUAAAGAUUAUAUCUUAGAUGAUUUAAAUGAUCCUGAGAAAUCAUUAUCAAAAUCUCUUGAUAAUAAUGUUUUAUUUCAUCCUGAAUAUGGUAGAUUUAUGAUUGAAGCAACUCCUGCUAAACCUUAUGAUGGUGAUUCAUUAGAUGAUUAUGUUUAUGUUGAACAGAAUAUGAUAAAGAGAAGAGAUAUAAGUCAAUCUGAAUUACCUGAUAAUAUCAGACCAAUAACUUUAACAACUUUCCCAAGAAUGGGUUGUGGAAUUUUUACAUCUCCAGCAGCAAAACCAAUAGGUCCAGCUUCUCAAUCUUUAUUCUUACCAGAUGAAAUUAUAAAUCGUCAUGUAAGAUUCCCAACAUUAACAGCCAAUAUUAGAAAGAGAAGAUCUUGUAAAGUAGCUAUUAAUUUACCUUUAUAUCCUGAUAGAUAUACUAAGUUAUUAGAUGAUUCCAUUCCUAAAGAUAGAGAUUUAUUCUUAAGUGAUAAAGAGCCCUUUAUUGGAGCUUCAAAACCAGGUCAUGUUUAUAUGGAUUCCAUGGGUUUUGGUAUGGGGUCAAGUUGUUUACAAAUUACUAUGCAAGGUAAAAAUAUUGAAGAAGCUAGAUAUCUUUAUGAUUCUUUAGCCCCAAUUACUCCUAUUAUGUUAAGUUUAUCAGCAGCUGCCCCAAUUUUUAAAGGAUUCUUAGUUAAUCAAGAUGUUAGAUGGAAUGUUGUUAGUGGAUCUGUUGAUGAUAGAACUUUUAUUGAAAGAGAUAUUAAACCAUAUCCAGAAUAUAAUUUAUUUGGAGGAUUAAAUGUUGAUCAAAAUUCAAAAUUAUCUAGUAAACAUAGAGUCACUAAUGAAUUCGGAGAUUGGAGUGGACUCUUUACUAAAGAAGGUAAACCUAUUCAAAAAGUUCCAAAAUCAAGAUAUGAUUCUAUUGAUGCAUAUUUAGCAGAUGUUAAUUAUUCCACUAAUUACUUUAAGGAUAAAUUUAAUGAUAUUUCUCCUCCAAUAAAUCAAAAAAUUUACAAUCGAUUAAUUGAUGAAAAAUCAAAAUUGUUUGAUAGUCAUCUUGCCAAACAUUUUGCACAUUUAUUUAUUCGUGAUCCUCUAGUAAUUUUUAGUGAAAGAGUUAAUCAAAAUAAUGAAUUAGAGAAUGAUCAUUUUGAAAACAUUCAAUCAACAAAUUGGCAAACAUUAAGAUUCAAACCUCCUGCAUUAUAUGAACCAAAUACUGAUUUAAGUAAUACUCCUGGUUGGAGAGUUGAAUUCCGUCCUAUGGAAAUUCAAUUAACUGAUUUUGAAAAUGCUGCAUAUUCUAAUUUCAUAUCAUUAUUAUCUAAAUCUAUUAUUAAAUUCCAACCAAAUUUUUAUAUUCCAAUUCUGAAAAUUGAAGAAAAUAUGGAGACUGCUCAUAAGGUUGAUUCAGUAAUUAAAGAACAAUUCUGGUUUAAAAGUUUAGAUCAAUGGAAUCUUGAUAGUGGAGAUUUUAUUGGCUAUGAUUUAUCAUGGUUUGAUAGAUUCUUAAACGCUGGAAAUGAUGAAUUAGAAGUUGGAGAAGUUUAUGUUAAUGGAUAUUCAUUAAAUGGAGCUAUAAUAAAUAAAGAACAAAGAACUCAACUUAAUGGUAGUGUAUCAAUGUCUACAUCAUCUACUGCAUCUUCAUCAAUAAGUUCUAGUGGACAAACUUCACCAAUUAAUAGAGUUAGUACUAGUCGUAAAACUAUAGCUGCUACAGCUGAUAUUGAUGAUGGAGGUAUUGAUCAAAGAUAUACUAUUAAUGAAAUUAUUAAUGGUACAGAUAAAUUCCCUGGAUUAAUUAGAUUAAUUAUUAAACUUAUUGCUACUGAUUUAGUACCAAAAAGUCAAACUCAUCAUUGUGAAAGUCAAGAAUUAGCAAAGAGUUUAAUAAGAAUUAAGCAUUAUUUAAUUUUAAUCUCCAAUAGAGCUAGUGGUAAAAUACCUACUAUUGCUAAUUGGUUAAGAUCUAAAGUAUUAAAAUCGGAAUUAUAUCAUGAAGAUUCCAAAGUUAGUGAACAAUUAAAUUAUAAAUUAGUUAAGGAUUCACUUGCAGUAACUGAUUUAAGUGAUGAAAGAUUAGUACGUGAAGUACUUGGAGAGAUUGUAACUGAUUACUUAUUAAACAAUAACUCUGUUUAGAUAUAAACAAUCGUAUUAGUAAUAAUAAUAAUAAGAAUAAUUAUGAUAUAAUAAUAAUCUAUAGACUAAUUUAAUUACAAUUAAUAUUUAUUUAAUUAGUAUUUAAUUACUCACAGUACAGUUUGCAGCUAAAAAAAAAAAAUAGAUGAGUAUUUGUAGUGCCCCAUUUCCUGCACAUACGGUUUUACCUAAUUGGGGAAACCGACUGGAAUUCCUCGUUGACCUACACUACACGACCAGACAUUGUCUGGGUUUUGUU